Messenger RNA from Cuscuta campestris, 553 nucleotides. The record is from the annotation of a GenBank genome assembly. NCBI's taxonomy places the organism in Eukaryota, Viridiplantae, Streptophyta, Magnoliopsida, Solanales, Convolvulaceae.
CUAUUAUUAUUGUUAAAGAUAAAGAAAAAUGCAGGCCAUCAAGGAAAAAUUGAGCGACAUGAAUGCCAUUCGCAAGGCCAAGGCCGCCGCCAAGGAGGAAGAAAAGGCAGAGAAAGAAUAUGCAAAAGCAAGAGUGGAAGUGGCGCACGAGGUGAGAAUGGCGAGAGAAAAAGAAGCAGAAAUGGAUUUUCAUGUGGCCAAAGCUGCUGAUAAGGCUGCUCUCCAUGAAGCCAAGCUGUCAUCCCAUAGCCAUGAUGAACAGAAACCACCACCCUCCUCUUACGCCGCCACCCCCGAUGGCGGUGCUGAUCUGCCGGCCACCAGUCGCCCACCGUCUGCCACCAUUUUGGACGCCCAAGGCAAUCCCAUCUCCCAGUAGUCACCAUGUUUAAUUAAAUGCUUAUUUUGUACGCCAUUUUAUUGUUAUUGUUGUUAUAGUUGUAAUACGCUCUCUAUCUUACAAGAAUUUUCAAAUGUCCGUUACUUGAAUUUAUGUUUAAGAAAAAAAAAAUGAACCACAAAUUCCUCGUCUUAAUAAAAUACUCUAGGAUUG